Molecule: messenger RNA, 601 nt
Organism: Mustela lutreola (European mink)
Lineage: Eukaryota; Metazoa; Chordata; Mammalia; Carnivora; Mustelidae
Gene: BANF2
Product: BANF family member 2
Exons: 3
Coding region: 114-386 (90 amino acids)
Molecular function (GO): DNA binding
Source: RefSeq, a predicted model, not a curated record
UGACCCCUAACCCAGGAGAUAAGCUUACCCUCCUAGGACUGACCUGCACUUCCAGGGCCACGGCAACUGAGACAAGUUGACCUGCGGCGUUGAUCUGCCCGGCCCACUUGAAGAUGGAUCACAUGUCUCCCAGGCUGAGAGCCUUCCUCUCUGAACCCAUUGGAGAAAAGGAUGUUGCCUGGGUGGACGGGAUCAGCCGUGAGCUUGCAAUCAACUUGGUCACCAAAGGUUUCAACAAGGCUUACAUCCUCUUGGGACAGUUCCUUCUGAUGCAUAAGAACGAAGCAGAGUUCCAGAAGUGGCUUAUCUGUUGCUGCGGCGCGACCGAGUGUGAGGCCCAGGAGAGUUCUCACUGUCUGAAGGAGUGGUGCUCCUGCUUCCUCUAGACACACACCUCCUUGCUCUGAUGCCUGGGUAAAUGGCGCACUCUGUACUGGCACCCAGGCUUGGGGUCAUUAUUUUUGUGUUUAACUGUGCUAUUCGUUCAUUAUACAAAGUAGUUCACGAAGAUAAAAGAGGACAGGCAAAAGAUGACGGGCCCCCAAAUUUCCAACCUGGAAACAACUGUCACUCACCUCCCAUGCAUGCCAAACAUCUCAGG